UAUAUAUUCUCAGGCCACGCGGCCAAGCAACCGGAGAUACGGUAACAGGCCGAUUUAGAAAUAUUUUUUUAAAAAAAUUUCAAAAUCAAAAUCAAAGAAAGCUGACGUCAUCUCAUGACUCUUCUUUCUCUUGGUUCAAUCUCCAAUCUUGGUCUCUAGUGUUUCUCAAUCUCAUUACCAGAAUCAGUGAAAUUUCGCAACGACGCCGUUUCGAUCACUCCCAAGGCCCAAUUCGCCUUUCAAUGGAGGUUCCGGUUGAUCAAAACCCUAUCUGAACAGAUUUUGUUCGAAGUUCUUGACGUCUCGCAGUGGUACGUAAUUUAUGUCAAGCAGUGCAACUCAGCGAGCCUUUUUGUCAAGAGUAAAAUGUUGUGUACCACAUUUUAGAGAAGGGAAGGAAAACUUUUAUUUUUGUGCUACAGUUCUAUGAAUGCUUUCUUUAUUCCCAAUUGCGUUGGUGGAGUUAGAUGGACGUUGCUGCACCGGGGAUUCACCUUGAAAGUUUAACCGAUACUUUCCCUUUGUUAAUGGAGCGGCUAGAAAGUAGUAACGGCAGUGAGCACGUUAUCGACAUAGCUGGGAGUAGUGAUGGGUUCGCAUCUAGCUCAUCUCAUACACAUAGUAGACCUUCAAUCAGCUUAAAUACAUCACAGCUAGAGAGAUCUUCGAGCAGUGCCAUAGUACCCACGACUCUUCCUCCGAUUUCCUCCUCUAAUGGAUCAAACACUAGGAACUCCUCGUUCGCAAGGAGAGGGGAUACUCGCCACCGCCGUAGUCCAUUGAAUUCAGGAUUAUGGAUAUCCAUCGAACUAGUUCUCACAAUUGGUCAAAUUGUUGCAUCUAUUGUUGUUUUGUCCUUGUCAAGGCAUGAGCAUCCACGAACACCAUUAUUUGCGUGGAUUGUGGGCUAUGCAUCUGGAUGUGUUGCCACUCUUCCUCUUCUUUAUUGGCGUUACCGUCAUCAUAACCAGCUUUCAGAGCAAGAUUCUGCUCAACCUCGUCAGACUUCUCAGAUUAAUGUUCCUGCAGUGCCCUUUUCUCUUUCAGUUAGUAGGAUGCCUGAAGGGGAAGAUCGUCAGAGUGGUGCUUCAUCUCAUAGAAGCCGCCAAGGCUCUGAAAUAAUGAAUGCAAGACUCAAAGCACUUGUGGAAUACUUCAAAAUGGCGUUGGAUUGCUUCUUUGCGAUUUGGUUUGUGGUUGGCAACGUUUGGAUCUUUGGAGGACAUUCAUCUGCGAAUGAGGCUCCUAAUUUGUAUAGGUUAUGUAUAGUAUUUCUCACCUUUAGUUGUAUUGGAUAUGCCAUGCCUUUUAUUCUAUGUGCAACAAUAUGCUGCUGUCUUCCUUGUAUAAUAUCCGCGCUUGGGUUUAGAGAGGAUUUGACACAGAACCGAGGGGCCACUUCUGAAUCAAUUGAUGCUCUGCCGACAUAUAAGUUCAAGUUGAAGAAAAAUAGAAACGGAGAUGAUAGAGAUGGUGCCUCUGAAGGGGGAAUUAUUGCUGCAGGAACUGAUAAAGAGCGUGUGAUUUCUGGGGAAGAUGCGGUUUGCUGCAUCUGCUUGGCAAAGUAUGCCAACAACGAUGAGCUAAGGGAACUGCCCUGUUCUCAUUUUUUCCACAAGGAGUGCGUGGAUAAGUGGUUAAAGAUCAAUGCGUCAUGCCCUCUUUGUAAAAGCGAGGUAGGUGCGAGCCCAUUGAGCUCACUCGCAGGGGCAAAUGGCAGUCACCAAAAUGAUGAUUACUAGGGAAAGCAAUGGUUUGGACUUUGGCAAGUACCAUAUCUCAAUAAGACGACUAAAUUAGCUAAUCUCAAUGCAAGAAACAAUUUUAACAUGGAUGGCUGAUUGCGCCGAGUGGAUUUCUUUUCUUUUCUUCACCCCUUUUUUCCCCCCACUUGGGGUGAGGCUAUAGUUAGGUAGGUAAGCAGGGAAUUGCCUUUGGUGGUGUCACGGGCAAAUGUAUAGCUCUCUUCUGUCGGCAGUGUCACUUGAAAUCAAUUAUGUAUUUACGACACAAAUGAAGAUGCUCCUAGAUUUGCUCAUUGGAGUCGUCAUAGAUGGCUUCUUGUUUUAAUGUAUCCCUCUGUUCUCAUUCUCUCCUCUAUAAUACAUGUACAUAUAAUGCAGUGGACAAUUGGCUUGAUAUUAAUAUAUUCUUUGCCAUGAAGAACAUGUCACCUAAUUAGAAAAAGGUACAACUCAAUUUUUAUAAGUGAGAAUUACAGCUAAAUACAGA
Morus notabilis is the source of this 2232-nucleotide messenger RNA. Its product is annotated as E3 ubiquitin-protein ligase At1g63170. Gene Ontology annotation, molecular function: zinc ion binding. NCBI's taxonomy places the organism in Eukaryota, Viridiplantae, Streptophyta, Magnoliopsida, Rosales, Moraceae. The record is from RefSeq and is a predicted model, not a curated record. The transcript has 5 exons. The coding region runs from base 468 to 1742 and encodes 424 amino acids.